Molecule: messenger RNA, 1666 nt
Organism: Acromyrmex echinatior (Panamanian leafcutter ant)
Lineage: Eukaryota; Metazoa; Arthropoda; Insecta; Hymenoptera; Formicidae
Gene: ohgt
Product: E3 ubiquitin ligase component cereblon
Source: RefSeq, a predicted model, not a curated record
AAAAACUGCCUUAUACCCUUUCUGCCUAGGGGACGUACGACUUUCCAUGCAAAGAGUUCCACUUCACCUUCUCCUUGUCUCGGGACGUACGACUUUCCAAGCGAAGUGAGUUUUAUCCUACCUCUCCCUCUGUUAAGGAGCGCAUGACUUUCCACGUGAAACGACUUUGCGAGAUGGGAUGGAAUUCGUUUCGCGUGGAAAGUACGUCUCGAGACAAGGGGGAGAUGAGGUGAAACUCGCUUCGAAUGAACUGUCGUAAAAUACAUUUUAAAGCAGAAAAUUUUUGUUGUAUAUAAUAAAAAGAGACAUCAUUUUUCAAAUUUUUCUUCUUAAUAACUUUUAAUGAAUAAAGAGCGACGGCUAGAACCUGUUGGCCACUCAGCCAUGACCUUUACAACAUAUGUGUGGUCAAGAUCAUCGGAGCUCCCCUAAAGUGAAGUAAUUACCGCCUAAUACCUGUCAAGCAAUAGACUAGAGCCCAAUAUGGACGACAUACCAGUGCCCUCAGAGAAUACAUUUGAUGUAACAUUACCAGCAGCACAUUCUUAUUUAGGACAAAAUUUAGAAGAAUUGAGAGGAAGAACUAUAUUGGAUGAUGGUAUUUAUAUAAAUCUACCAUUGUUAGUGAAGCAAUCUGUAUUGUUCCCUGGACAAACGUUACCAAUGACAGUCUUUGGCACACAGACUAUAGAGAUGUUACAAACUUGUAUACAAAACGAUCGUACUUUUGGUGUCGUGUGUUAUGGUAAUCCUGAUAUGGAGCGAAUAGGAACAACUGCUGAAAUCUACGAAUACACAGACGGAGGUAUAUGGUUAGAUCAUGGUCGACGAGAGUUUCGUUUGAAAGCUAAAGGCAGACAACGUUUUAAGAUAUUACGUAUUAUUACACAGGAUAACAAUAAAAUUUCGGCCAAUGUUAAAGUAUUACCAGAGAUAACACUUGAGCCACCGUUUUUGGACCAACGCUUAGCUUCAUUAGAUCAUUUAAGAAUUUCUGUCGAUUCUGAAGAAGAUAUGAAAAAGCAGGAAAGAAUAGAAAACUUGGACGCUGCAGUGACUGCUUGGCCAGCUUGGGUUUAUAGACAGUACGAUCCUAUAAGACUUUCUUUUAGAAUACGUCAGCAUCUGCAAUUUCUUGAAACUAGAGGUGGUAGUGUACCCAAAAAUCCUAUAGAUUUGUCCUUUUGGGUCGCACAAAAUAUCUUAAUGGAUCACAAUGAAAGACUCACGUUGUUAACUUAUGACUGUGCUAUUUCUCGAUUACAAAGAGAAAUAAAGUAUCUUGUAGAGGAUAAGAUAUACGUAUGCGUUAAUUGUGAAUCCUUUAUUGGGAGGCAGUCACAUAUGUUCCCGAUGAAUAAAGAAGGUCCACAGGGUACUUAUGUCAAUCCUGGUGGUGUUAUACAUGAAACUAUAACUUUUUAUCAUGUUCAAGGAGUUGUACUUAACAAUUCGGAUCCUUCGACUGAGUAUAGCUGGUUUCCAGGAUAUGCAUGGACAAUAGCUAUCUGUAAAGGUUGUCGUCAUCACGUUGGUUGGAAGUUCACAGCAGUUCAAAGUAAUUUAAGGCCCAAAGAAUUUUGGGGAUUAACACGUAGAAGCUUGAAAAAUAAAGAUUUAAAAAUUAAGAAAAAGAAAUAAACAGAGGAUUAAACAUUAAUAUACA